Molecule: messenger RNA, 2365 nt
Organism: Saccostrea cuccullata (small rock oyster)
Lineage: Eukaryota; Metazoa; Mollusca; Bivalvia; Ostreida; Ostreidae
Exons: 18
Coding region: 184-2214 (676 amino acids)
Biological process (GO): centrosome cycle; spindle assembly
Cellular component (GO): centrosome; HAUS complex
Source: RefSeq, a predicted model, not a curated record
AUAUGGCGGCAUUUUUGAGAGUCUUCGUUUGACUUUACAUCUAAUGAUCCUUAUGCGUAGACUUUACUUUGUAUUCAUUGCACAAACGCUUUAGUUUGUUCUUUAGUGCCAUAAUUUAUUAAUUAUAUGAGGUGAUUGUUUGUGGAUAAGCAGUGAGGCAUUGGAAUCUAGAAGAAAUACACCAUGUCAGUCAAACAAGAAGAUGAUAUUGCCAAACGACUUCAUACUUGGACUGUCCAGGAGAUGCUGUUCAGCCCCCAAGGAGUCCAUGCCAACACCCCCAUUCCUACAGCUGAAAACUUCAAAGAGAUUUGUAAAGGGCCACAGAAAGACAUCUGGAAGUUUAUAAUAGAAAAUGUUCACUCUGCACAGACUGUAAGAAAAGUGAAAGGCAAUAUUGCAUUAAAGGGGGCAAAACCAAAACAAUACAAAGUCAAGUACAAGUCUGAGGAAAAACUGGAUGAGCCAAGACAAAGUCUCCUAGAUAGGAGAGUUCAAUUUACAGGGGAGAUCACUGCAGCUCUGAAAGACAUCUCUCACUUGGAGAAUGACCUCUGUAGAAUGGAGCAGGAAAUUCUGGACACUGAUAAGGAUUGUCAAAUGAAAACAGACUUGGUUUCAAACACCAGGAGGAAGUGUGCCCUACUGAAGACUUACUCAUCACAGUGUGAUAGGAUGGCCAGGGAGUUCGAGGAAUACACAAAUCAAAUGACAAAAAAGAUGACUGUUAUCACUAAAAGAGCCAAGAAAACCACAGAAGAUGAGGAAUACUAUUCCCGUAAGAAGAGCUCUACUGACGAUGAUCAGAGUGGACUGUCCUCAGGUCUGGAGAGUAAAUGUAGUAGAGAUGUAAGAAAGACAUGUGAAUAUAUUGGGAAAUUCCUUCUUGGUGCCUUGCAGGGAGAAUUUGGUACAGAUAAAAAUGUUUUUCAUCAGAAGAAGCAGUUACUGUGGAAGUAUAUGGAGGAAACAUUUUCUGACCACUCUGUGCAGCAGAUUUAUAAUGCCUUAGUUACCAAUACCCAGAAUGCAGCAUUCAACAUGAGAGACCAGGCUUCAAAAGUUGACAUUAGAAAAGAUGCUGAAAAACUAAGAUUUAAGUAUGAGAAUUCUGGGGAGCUGACAGACCUUUCUAAAUCUCCCUCAUUGCUACAGAGUGUUCAUCAGCUGCUGGAGGAAAACCGAAUGAAUCAAGUAAAAAGAUUCAUAGAAACAGAGAAAUAUUUAAACAGUGCAUGGAGAAAUAAUCAACAGCUAGAGGAAUUAAACACAAAGAUAGACAGUCAUCUGAAGAAAAUGUUCCGAAAUUCCGGAGAUCUUAAUCUUGCAAGGAGUUUGAUAGAUUUAGAGGUGGACCUAGCAGCAAACCGAGCCAAACUUCAAUGUUUAUCACAAGAGGCGACGCUAUUACGUGAAAAUAUUGCAGAUGCAUUGAGGGAGAAGGAAAUUCUUUUUGUGAAAUAUCAUAAAAUACAAGAUUUUAAAGAAAUAGCGAACAAGAAGCAAGAAUUGAUCCAAGUCAUUGUCAGACAAAACAUGAAUGCAAAAUCACGCCUAGAAUCUCAAAGGGACGAGAUAUUGAAGUACAUAGAGAAGUCAUCAGAGAGUCAUCCUAUGGAGACAAAGCUUCUGAGAGAUGACCUUCAUGGAUUUGUAAAUAAAGAGGUGGAGAAGUUCUCUACCCUGGAUGUCCCUCAGCUGUUGUUCUGUGAUUCCUCCGACAGGGCAUUAAAAAUAGCAGUCAGUGACAUGUCCAUCUACCAGACCAGUCCACACACAGCCAGGGAAUCCAUCCAUCACAUUCUCCAACAUCUGGGAUUCAGGCGUUAUCAGGCCCCUGAACUGUUGAUGUGGAAGUGCAUUGAACUUAAAAGGAAGAUAAAUCAGCUAGAACUACAGUCCUCCCCACUGAAUGUGAAAGGACAGGAUGGGGACAAAGUUAAGCAGAUUGCAGAUCUUUGUGAGAGAGUGAGGGAGCAGGAUAAGGCGUUAUUAGAGAGAAGUUUACCUGUACUACAACAGAGACUUCACCGUACGGGGGCAGCCCUCACAGACUGUCACACUGUGUCAGAAAGACUGCAGGAAUGGUGGGACCAGCCAGCUCAGUACACAGUGCCCUGGGUAAAGGUGGACCAGAAUACACUACAGCAAUGGCAAAACAGGUGGACCGUUCUCUCUACCAAGUACAGGCAACUGAUGCUGCAGAAAGCUUAGCAAGGGGUGAACAAAAUGUAGUGUAAAAACGUCCAUAGUGAUUUCACUUGGUGACUAAAAUGACUGAUUUACAUGUCUUCAUAUACAAAAAGUUUUCAUGUCAUUUGUUGUUUUUCUGAAAAUUAAGAAUUAAAAAACUGAUUUCACUCAA